Molecule: messenger RNA, 3696 nt
Organism: Trypanosoma brucei brucei TREU927
Lineage: Eukaryota; Euglenozoa; Kinetoplastea; Trypanosomatida; Trypanosomatidae
Product: protein transport protein Sec31, putative
Exons: 1
Coding region: 1-3696 (1231 amino acids)
Biological process (GO): endoplasmic reticulum to Golgi vesicle-mediated transport; intracellular protein transport; COPII-coated vesicle cargo loading
Cellular component (GO): COPII vesicle coat; endoplasmic reticulum exit site
Molecular function (GO): protein binding; structural molecule activity
Source: RefSeq, a predicted model, not a curated record
AUGCGCUUAAAGGCCACACCCCUGACCUGCGUUUUUGCGUGGGCACCGGAGGUUCUGGGAACACCAACGUUUCUCGCCGCGGCGUCCGUUGCCGGAGCAAUUGAUGACAACUUUUCUGGUGAGGCCUUUCUCGAGAUACGGUUGGUUGAUGUCACGCAGACGGAUGAGACAGAGAUGCCCGUUUUGGGUCGUACGGUGAUUCCGGCACACGCUCUCCGUGUUGACUGGAGUCCACACGGCGGGGAACGAGGCAUCAUUGCUGUUUCUUGUGAAGAUGGAGCCGUGUACGUGUACGAUGCGUCUAUCAUGAUGAAAAACUAUGGAAUCAAUCCUGACCGUAACACGGAAGAACCACGACUUUCUGUUAUUGCUGAGCACCGCGGCGCCGUCCGUGGUUGCCAAUUCAACCCGUCCCAACCCACAUUUCUUGCUAUCGGUGGCGACGACGGGGCAUGGGAUGUAUGGAUGUUGGAAAACCCACGAGAGCCGCAGCGUGUUCCUAUUAUGCCUGACUCUGCUCAACCGGCUGGCAUUACACACCUUCAGUGGAACCCGAAGUGGCCUCACAUUUUAGCCACUUCCGUUGCUAACGGCGUUGUCAAUGUGUGGAACCUGAAGACACAGACCCUAGCAGUGUCGCUGCAUGUAUCCAAGAGUGGGAAAUCGGGAUCAUCUGGAAACAUUAUUGCUUGGCAUCCAUCUAUGGCGACUCAAAUUGCUGUCGGACUCGACGAAAAACAUCCUGCCAUACAAAUUUGGGAUUUAAAAAAAGCAAUGAUGCCUCUUCGCGAGAUGCUGGGUCACGAGAAUGCUGUAACUGGACUUGCGUGGAAUAUGACAGACCACGCGAUUCUCGCGUCAUGUGAUGCGGACGGGAAGACACUAUGGUGGGACCCCUCGACUGGAGAGCGGAAUGGCGCACUGCAACAGCAAAACGGCUAUAUGGUUGACAUGAAGUGGUCUCGAGCACUUCCGGUGGUCCUGGCGACGUCAUCCUUUGAGCCGUUGUUUUGUGUAUCAACGGCUGAGGAUGUGUCUUCUGCCCCUGCCCCUGGUGCAUCGGUACAAAAGUCUUUGCAGCGCCCAUGUGGGGCUUCUAUUGGCAUAAGUGGGCUCGUAGCGUCGGUGUCUUCUCACUCCGCAAACGCUGUCAGACUUACACGUAUCGUCACAAACAACGCAUCCGAUCCGUCAGGGAUGAGCGGUGGGGAUCCUGUCGCUGAGAUUUCUCGACUACCACCCGCCUCUGUGGAGCGUGUAGAGUGGCUAAAGGCGCACCAAUAUCCACUUUUGGCCGCUGCAGCAGCGUGCAAAAACGAUCGUACCCCCAUCCUUUCCUACCUCGCCGAGGACGCACCAACUGAGGACACGGAGGACCCAUUUGAGACGAUGCAGGGCACACAAAAAUCAUUAGAAGAUAUUGCUGCUUCACAUGUAGCAGCAGGCCGCAUCAAUGAGGCGGUUGAGGCAUGUUUGGACGAAUGCGAGUUUGGUGAUGCCUUUGCUAUUGCCUAUUUGCAAGGAGGGAAGCUGAUGCAGCGAGUGCAGCAGGAAUAUACCAGGCAUAUUUUAAUGAAUUCUCAGGGGAAACGGCAUAUCGUGUAUGCGUCUGCAGUCGCCGCAGGAGAUUUUCGCUCGUUGAUGGUCGGUGGGAACGCGUUGUGGAAGGAGGCUCUUUCCGUUAUAAUAUCAUUUGUAGGGGAAAGAUUUUCGGAGGCUUGCGACAAGUUGGCACUUGCCCUCAAGGAAGCGGGUAACAGGGAGAGUGCUAUGACCUGUUUUAUUUGCAGUGGAAAUGUGGAUGCAGUUGCGGAACUGUGGCACGAGGAAAAUAUGCCUGUAGAGAAGCUGGUGCAGGAGGUACUUCUUCUUGAGGAAGUGACGGGGCGGAAGGUUACAUCAACGUUCUUUGGGGAUUACUUGUAUGAAUAUGGGCUGGGGUUGUUGGGGAAGGGGUUGCUUACGAAGGCGAUGCCAAUUUUUCAGCGGUCCGCUAACGUCGGCAAUCGCAACGCCGCAAUUAUGGUAGACCGGAUGAGGUUCGAAGUUCCGUGUGGACAGAUCACCUUCCCGUUUGUUGCGACUCCUCUUUCGGAUUCACUAAGUCAGUCGUGCUUGGAGUUUUUGGCUAACAAGGGUAACGGGCAGCAACAACAGCAGCAGCAACAACCUCCAUCAGCUGUGCAACCCCAGUACCAGCAGCAACGUAUGGGAGCCACGAUGCCGCCACCGACACAACAACAGCAGCAGCAACAGCCUCCAUCAGCUGUGCAACCCAAUAUGUACGGUGGGCAGCAGCAACAACCUCCAUCAGUUGUGCAACCCCAGUACCAGCAGCAACGUAUGGGAGCCACGAUGCCGCCACCGACACAACAACAGCAGCAGCAACAACCUCCAUCAGCUGUGCAACCCAAUAUGUACGGUGGGCAGCAGCAACAACCUCCAUCAGCUGUGCAACCCAAUAUGUACGGUGGGCAGCAGCAACAGGCGCCGGCACCAGGGAUCAUCGCCCAACAACCGGGACCGGCGGUAACGGCGAACUCCGCUGCACCGGUACCCAGACUGAUGCCUCAUCCCAUUUCUUCCUGGUCUUCUUUGGGGUCUGUUGGAGGAGGUGUGGUAACAAACCACCCCCCUGCCACUGCGACGAUGAGCGGUUACUGUGGUGCUCCUCCUCAAAAUCUGCCGAGUCAGGAAUUGCAAGGUCCGGUUCCCACUUCCGCCCCCCCACGCCCGCCGAACCAUAUGGAUCCCCAACGUUCUAUGCCAAUGAUACCCCCGCCGUCAUGUGGGUCGUCAGUAACAUCUGUACAAGGGCUCCACGCGCCAGCACAACCGACGGUCGUUCCAUCACUGCCGUCGCAGCAGGUCAUCGGAACUCCUUUAGCACCACCUCAGCAAUUUCCUACUCCUGCGCAGCCACCGUCAGGUCCACGUGGAAUGCCUCUACCUCCUAGGGCGCCAUCAGGAUUAGACACCAACCCGACAUCGACUUUUGGUGCACCUCCAACAGGAAGUUUGCAUCGGACGGGUAAAAGUUCCCCGUCGCCGGAGCCGUCAGCUCCGCGGGUUGGGAAUAUGAUGGUGGCACCACCAGGGUCGGCACCACCGUCGAUGACCUCGGGUGGGCUUCCACCACCACGUAUGCCCAGUGACGGCUCAAAUGCCAACUGGAACAUGAACCCCCAGAGUGUGACAAACCAACCCCCUCAGGCAGCAUCGAUGACAGCGCCCAGUUCUGUUGCUCCUCCUCCCCCCGGGAUUCCUUCCACUGCAGUUGGUACCGCACCCCCUGUGGUGACAGCUCCACGGGUAGGCGGCGUGGCGUACGCUCCGGUCGCGAACCCUGGCGCCCCACCUCGGUUUGCAGCCGCAGGUGGUCGACCGGCGGAUGAUUUUGGUUUGUCGUCGUUUGAAAUUUCGUCGCUGAACCCAGAACAUCGGGACUUAGCGCAGAAGUUGCGCACGACCAUUCAGCAGGUAGCAAACGCCCAACGCCGUUCAGCCAUAGCAAAGGCAGCUAUGGAGCUAUUCCAAGCCUUGCAGACAGGUUCUUUACCCCCAGAUGUGGUUGGUCUUCUAUCGGAGUAUAUCAAUUGUUUAGGAUCACAACGCUCAAGGGAAAUGUGGAAAGAGCUCGCCACUAAGCACUUUUCGGCAAUUCAACAUAUUAAUAACCUCAAGUUUCUGCAGUAG